GGCUCCCAAAGUGCUAGGAUUACAGGAAUAAACUCAGGACCUGUGGAGCCUUUGACUUGGCCAUGGUGGGUGGAGCAGAAAACAGGUUGUUACCAGCCCCAUGGCAUCUGGCCCUGUCCUGCAGAAGGAGAGAGUGUUCCAGUCGGGAGCCCAUGCCUACAGAAUCCCUGCUCUGCUCUACCUGCCGGAGCAGAAGACCCUGCUGGCUUUUGUGGAGAAACGGAUGAGCAAGAAGGACGAGCACGCAGAGCUGAUUGUCCUACGCAGAGGAUACUAUGAUGUGUCAGCACACCGGGUGCAGUGGCAAGCUCAGGAGGUAGUGGCCCAAGCCCAGCUGGAGGGCCACCGGUCCAUGAACCCGUGCCCCUUGUACGACGAGCACACAGGGACCAUUUUCCUCUUCUUCAUUGCCAUCCCAGGGCAAGUCUCCGAGCAACACCAGCUGCACACCAGGGUCAAUGUGACGCGGCUGUGCCAAGUCACCAGCACCGACCACGGGAGAACCUGGAGCCCUGUCAGAGACCUCACUGGCUCGGCUAUUGGCCCGGCCCACAAGGAAUGGGCCACCUUUGCAGUGGGCCCGGGGCACUGUCUGCAGCUGCACAACCAGACGCAGAGCCUGGUGCUGCCCGCUUAUGCCUACCAGAACCUGCCUGGUGCCCAGGGGCCAUCCCCCUUCGCCUUCUGCUUCCUCGGCCACGACCACGGGGACAAGUGGGAGAGAGGGGGCUUUGUGGCCCAGGACACCCUGGAGUGCCAGGUGGCUGAAAUCAGGACUGAGGGUCAGAAGCUGGUGUACCUCAACGCGAGAAGCUCCCUCAGAGCCAGGGUCCAGGCCCAGAGUGCCAACGGUGGGCUCGAUUUUAGGGAGCCCCGACUGGUGAAGCAGCUCAUGGAACCGCCCCACGGCUGCCAGGGCAGCAUCGUCAGCUUCCCCAGGCCCAGCUCGGGGUCAGGCUCCUCUGAGACGUGGCUGCUCUACACCCACCCGACUGACCCCCGGCAGAGGCUCAACCUGGGUGUCCACCUCAACAAGCGGCCCCCGGCCCCCGAGGCCUGGUCCGAGCCAGUCCUGCUGGCCACAGGCAGCUGUGCCUACUCGGACCUCCAGAGCAUGGGGACUGGCCCCGACGGGUCCCCGCUGUUCGGGUGUCUGUACGAAUCAGAUAAUUACGAGGAGGUCGUCUUUCUCAUGUUCACCCUGAAACAAGCCUUCCCAGAGGAAUUGCCGCCUCAGUGAGCCAGCUGGGCCGGCGAGGAGGGCCCCUUCCUGCUUCCAUGUUUUCUCCCGUGUCCUCUGGACUUGGAGGCCACCCUUGUUUCCCCUCAUUAACAGUGAGUGCAGAAGUCGGCCUCGCGGCUCUUUCCCUCCCUCCUCCUUGCAGUCUUUCUGGAGGAUUCUAUUCAUCUUUUCAGCCCAGAAACUGAAGGAGCCUGGCUUCUGAGUCCCUGGGUGGAAAGGUGCCACGAACCUGCCUGUCCCCCACUGCCAGCUCCGUGUAGGUCUUGGUGAGUCACCUGGUCCAUCCCGGUUCUUGUCUCAUCUGGCUGAAGAGAGGGAGGGUACUGCACCUGUGUGCUGCUUGCCAGAAAGAACGGGCAGGGUCGGGGAUGAGGGGAUGUAUAACUGAGACCUAGCAGGCACAGUGGGCACACUCUGGGUGAAGGGCACACUUACAACUCCGACUUUAAGUAUACAAAAGCUAAUUAUGUAACCAAAACAUGUGUCCCUGUAAUAUUCUGAAAUUUAAAACACACAUGUUUAAGUGAGUGUCCUACCACAGAGGGGGAGCAGCGGCUUCCUGAUUGUCUUGAGGGGUGACACCCCCGAGGGAGCCUGGCCUGGGUGGAGGAGGCCAGCACCCUUCUGACUCCUGGGCACCUCCAGCGGCUUUGUUACAUGUCCUGUGGAAGAAUGAGCUUGCUCCUCACCCACAGUACCUCUCUAAUUGACUGUCUCAUCUGGCGGGACGGGUGACAAUGGUCAUAGGUCCUUGCAGCUGAGUGGUGUCUCCAUCUGGCCAAGCCAUGUGUACUUUAUCACACACAGGUGUGUCUCAAUAAAAACAAAA
Molecule: messenger RNA, 2072 nt
Organism: Otolemur garnettii (small-eared galago)
Lineage: Eukaryota; Metazoa; Chordata; Mammalia; Primates; Galagidae
Gene: NEU2
Product: neuraminidase 2
Exons: 4
Coding region: 101-1240 (379 amino acids)
Biological process (GO): ganglioside catabolic process; oligosaccharide catabolic process
Cellular component (GO): cytoplasm; membrane; lysosome
Molecular function (GO): exo-alpha-sialidase activity
Source: RefSeq, a predicted model, not a curated record